ACAAUAUAAUCGCGUAGCAACUGUCGACGGAUUACAUUGAACAUAGGGAACGGUUGUGGCAGAUUCACGACUUAAACUACGUGUUCGUUGGAUACAGCAGCUUGUGCUAAGGUACUCUGUUUGCGACUAUUGUUGUCACAAUAGAAUUUAAGAAAAUUUUUUUAAAUAUUGCAGUUUAGUGUCAUGACAUCAUAUUAUAUAUAUAUAAUAACUCUUAUUUGUGAUAAUUAAACAAAUAAGUAUCUUUAUAAAGAACAUAUUAAACUAGAAUCCUUCUUAGCCAUGGAGUCAAAUGACAGAAAGAAUGUUUAUCUUUCUAAAAAUCCUGAUAAUUCCUUAAAUUCUGGAAUGAGAGAUACUAUGAUUGUUAAUCCUGGAAAUAUUCCUCCAGAAUGUGGCGAUGGUGUAAUGAAGCCUGUUAGUGUUUCUGGUGUUUCAUCUAAUCAAGCAAAAUGGUCUAACGCGCAAAAUAAAAAUUUUAUUAUCAAUGCUGUACCAGUAAAAAAUGAAAUAGUUCAUCUCGAAGGUGGGACACAUUGCAAUAAAAAAAUGUAUUAUUACGAUAGACAUUAUGGUCAUGAGGAAACUGAAAGACCAACACGUAGGGGAACAAAAAGAUAUAGAGACAAGGAUGCUCCAAAGCGUGCACUUUCUGCAUUUUUCUACUUUUGCCAAGAAUUACGUGGUAAAAUGAGAGAAUUACAUCCAGAAAUGGGUGUAGGCGAUAUUGCCAAAGAAUUGGGUAAACUUUGGAUGACUACUGAUCUGCAAACUAAAUCGAAAUAUAUGGCUAUUGCCGAAGAAGACAGAGUUAGAUAUGAGAGAGAAAUAAUAGCAUAUAAUAAAAGGAUGAAAAACUAUGAUCCAGAAGAUGUUGGAACAGUGUAAAGUGGUGGCAAGGAUA
Vespula pensylvanica (western yellowjacket) is the source of this 904-nucleotide messenger RNA. RefSeq lists its product as uncharacterized. The transcript is spliced from 7 exons. The coding region runs from base 283 to 888 and encodes 201 amino acids. The record is from RefSeq and is a predicted model, not a curated record. Gene Ontology annotation, biological process: regulation of transcription by RNA polymerase II. NCBI's taxonomy places the organism in Eukaryota, Metazoa, Arthropoda, Insecta, Hymenoptera, Vespidae. Gene Ontology annotation, molecular function: DNA binding, bending.